This is a messenger RNA of Trichoderma gamsii, 417 nucleotides long. RefSeq lists its product as hypothetical. The record is from RefSeq and is a predicted model, not a curated record. The transcript is spliced from 3 exons. Lineage: Eukaryota; Fungi; Ascomycota; Sordariomycetes; Hypocreales; Hypocreaceae. The coding region runs from base 1 to 417 and encodes 138 amino acids.
AUGGGUGACACACUAGUCGUCGUCAAGACGCUCGUCAUCCCCGCCGUCAUCUCCCUCAUCCUCUUCCUCAUCCUCACCUUCGUCAUCGUCCCGAUAUGGCGCCACUACCGCGUCCGCUACAGCCAGUACCUCCCCAUCGACGCAAUCUCCGAACACACAACCGGUUGGCGCUACCGCAUCACCAACCGCCUCAUCAGAAUCGCCAGUGCUCCCCUCACAUGGCGGAGGAAUAGGGAGGUGGCCUCUGGCGCCGUUGACCUCGAGGAGGGAGAAGAGCUGGGAGAGAUAGACGACGACAUCCGGCAGGUGCUUGAGGCUAUUGCGCGGUCGAGACAGGGAGCUGAGAGUACGAGACGGCUCAGCCGAGAGCUAGAGGAAGGCUUUAUCGACGACAGCGACUCUUCAGAUUCGGACUAA